Messenger RNA from Pleuronectes platessa (European plaice), 3429 nucleotides. RefSeq names its product cytosolic carboxypeptidase 4. Gene Ontology annotation, biological process: C-terminal protein deglutamylation; protein side chain deglutamylation; proteolysis. Gene Ontology annotation, molecular function: metallocarboxypeptidase activity; zinc ion binding. NCBI's taxonomy places the organism in Eukaryota, Metazoa, Chordata, Actinopteri, Pleuronectiformes, Pleuronectidae. The transcript is spliced from 28 exons. The record is from RefSeq and is a predicted model, not a curated record. Bases 1 to 3429 code for a protein of 1142 amino acids.
AUGCUACGGGUCAAGAAUGAAGGGGAUGUGGCAAGCACCUUAAACAUCCUCAAUGUCUUGGAUGAACUUCUGUCAGCUGGUACAGAUCGUCGUAUCCACUAUUUGAUAAGUAAAGGUGGCAGCGAGGCCUUGCUGUCUGUGUUGGUCAACACUGGCCUCAGUUUCUGUCCCAAUUACACUGUCCUGCUGCCACUGCUGCACCUGCUGGCUAAAGUUGGACACAGAGAUAGUCGUAUUGGUGUGAAGGCAGAGGAGACUGGAGCUGUGCUGCUGACUCUGAAUCUGCUAAAACACAAUGCCAAACAUGUCAAGAUGGCUGCUGCCUGUCUCUGGGUCAUCCAAGUGUUUUCUUCAUCAGUUUCUGCAGCCAACCUAAUAGGAGAAAACCAUGGACUGGAUGUCAUCUUCCACCUCAUCCCUCAGUAUACCACCAAAAAUCUGCACACCAUCAAGGCAGCAAUUAAUGCCUUUGCGGCCCUGCUGUGCUCAAAGGAUAACAUUUGUUCUGUGAUAUCAAAGGGUUACAUCUCUGGACUAUUGCAACUUUACGAGGACUGGCACAGCAAAGAUACUCAACAAACUGCCAUAGAAAUCCAGCACAUGCUGCUGCGCUGCCUCCAUAAGGUCACCCACAACAAUCCUGGCAGACAGGCUUUCAUAUCCCAGGGAGGACUCAGACUGCUGUAUCACACCUCACAGACAGAUUUGUUGACUAAAGGUCUGGAGUCUCUGAUUGAGCCCUCUGUGCAGUUGAUGAGGAAGUGUCUCCCCAAAACUCCUCUACCACUGACAUCAGAUCAGUCUGCAUACACCUUCCUCCUGCCAGGAAGAGUGCAUACCGUCCCUGAUGUAGACAUUUUACCAGAUAACAGCAGUGAGGAGAGUGACGAUGAGGACGCUGACAAGCAACAGGCAGAGAGCAAAGAUUAUGAUGAUGACUUGGAGACAGACCUGAACAGACUUUGUCUCCGUCCGGACCUAGACAGACCUAUAGAGCUACUGCCACAGUAUGGCCACCUGUGUCCUGAACUCUCACAUGACUUUAAGGAACUGAAUAUUAGUUCAGAGCCAGAGGAGAGUUCACCAUCAUCAGAUGAGGAAGCUUUGCUGCUCAACACUUUCUCCCCUCACUCCACCAGGAUGGACAGAAAGAAGGGGGAUUCCAGCAAUGAGUUGUCCACUUCCUCUUCAGGCUCUCAGUCAGAGACAGAAACCUCCACAAACGAAAACACAACAGGAGUUGAUCAUUCUGUCCAUGUUCUCAACUCUCAACAGGCUGAACACCAUCUCCCUCUGCCAAAGCUCUUCCCUCUGCAGCCACUGGGCCAUGAGGUCCUGAUGCGCGCCAGCCUGCUCCUGCGGCUGGCUCUCCUGUUGCACUAUCUGGCAAUGGAUGUCAGACACCAGCAGCUGGGAGACGCCGCCCAAGGUCAUAAAGAAAAUGAACAAGUUGAAGAGCAGGAGGGAGGAGAAGAGUUUCCCCAUUGUACCAUGAUAGACAAGUUAUUGACGAGACAUGGAGCAUGUAUUCCGCACCAUGAACCCCAGCUGUAUCGUGCUGUAGCCACUCAAACCAAGUCUAUUCCAGGGUUCAGCAUCCUACCUUUCCCUGAUUUCUGGGGUCAUGUCCCUCCAGCAAGACAUGAACCCAUGGUCCCUCGCAAACCCAACAUACAGAGGCAGAAAGUGUUUGAAGAUGUCCAACGUUUCUUGAAUACUGCUGACAUCAUCAACCAGGUAGUCUAUGACCUAGAAGACAGCAGCCUUCAGUGUCUGUCAGAUUCUCUGAGGUUUUUCUCUAACUUUGAGUGUGGGAACUUGAGGAAGGCUGUUCAUAUCCGCAGAUAUGAAUAUGACCUCAUAUUGAAUGCAGAUGCCAACUGCUCCCAGCACACCCAAUGGUUUUACUUUGAAGUCAGUAAUAUGGUGGCAGAUGUCCCCUACCGUUUUAAUGUCAUCAACUGUGAGAAGAGCAACAGCCAAUUCAACUAUGGAAUGCAGCCAGUGCUGUACUCAGUAAUGGAAGCUCUGGAAGGCAGACCACACUGGACAAGGACCGGAACUGAAAUUUGUUAUUUCAGAAACCACUUUUGUCCAGCUCAAGGAAGAAGAAAAACAAACUUUUAUACUCUGACCUUUACCAUCAACUUCAAACACAACGAGGAUGUCUGCUACCUGGCCUACCAUUAUCCCUACACAUACUCUGCCAUGAAGGCUCAUCUGAAUGUGCUGCAAAAAUCCGUGGACCCUGCCAUUGUGUUUUUCCGGCAGCAGAUUCUUUGUAGCACUUUGGCCGGAAACCUCUGUCCAGUGGUCACCAUCACGGCCUGUCCUACCAGCAGGGCCUGGAAAGACAUGCACCAGCUCCGUAAUCGUCCCUGUAUCGUGCUGACAAGCCGUGUCCAUCCUGGUGAGUCCAAUGCCAGCUGGGUUAUGAAGGGGACCCUUGAGUUUCUGUGCAGCAGUGACCUGGUGGCUCAGUGUCUGAGGGAAGCCUUUGUCUUCAAGAUCAUGCCAAUGCUUAACCCGGACGGAGUCAUCAAUGGCACGAAUCGCUGUGAUCUGAACAGUCAAGAUCUGAAUCGUCAGUGGUGUAAACCAGACCCCAUCGUCAGUCCAACCAUUUACCACACAAAAGGCUUUCUCUACUACCUCAACAGUAUAGGACGAACUCCAUUGGUUUUUUGUGACUACCACGGCCACUCCAGAAAGAAGAAUGUGUUCCUGUAUGGCUGCAGUGUGAAGGAGACUCUCUGGCAGUCUGAAUCUGCAGUUGACACUUUAGGAUUAAAAGAGGACCCUGGAUAUAGGACCAUUCCAAAGACUCUGGAUCGUAUUGCACCUGCCUUUUCUUUCAACAGCUGCAACUAUUUGGUUGAAAAGUCUCGCUCUGCCACAGCCAGGGUGGUUGUCUGGAGGGAGAUGGGUGUGCUAAGAAGUUACACAAUGGAGAGUACUUACAAUGGUUGUGACCAGGGAAUAUACAAGGGCCUGCAAACAGGAACCAGGGAGCUGCAGGAGAUGGGGGUGAAGUUCUGCCACAGUCUGCUUUCUGUAACCAAAGACAUGAAGGCUCUUUACGACAAGAGACUCAGCAACCACAUUGGCCUAGAUCAUAACAUCCUCGACCACAACACUCACAACUUUUUUGAAGACGAUGAGCCUCCAUGUGUUGAGGAGAUUGAGUAUUCCACAAACUGUCCAACUCUCAAAGGCACUGAUCUGGAUUCAGAUAUCAACAUUAGCAUGGCCAUUGUGGAUGAAGACGAAGAUGUCGAUGACAUAGGACAAAGGGGAGCAAAGCAGCAUCAAGGCAGCAUUGGCGUCAUUAGUGUGGCGGGAAUGUGGCUGGCUUCUCCUUUUCUGCAGCAGACAAGGCACACCUGCUCUCACUCUCUCAUCAACCUCCCCAUAAAGGCCUGGUCUUGA